CUCCGGCCGGACAAGCUGCUUUUCCCCCCGGGGCUUCGUGGAGUUUGCGUGGGGAAGGCUGGGAACGAGGCCAGAUCAGAGGCUAAAAAUGGCACUUGGACACUCUGAAACCAGGGAGGGUCUGAGAAUUACUGCUGAGCAGGAAUAUGCCCUUGGUGGUGAUGGCACAUCAGGAUCCAGGAUGAUGGACCAAAGCUUGUCAGCUCUAAUCACAGAUUAUGGAAAACAGGUGGAGGAAAUGAGAGAACAGCUGCAGCUUUAUCAGGCACAAAUGGGUGAGAUGAAGCUAAAAUUGGAAGAAGUCACCAAGGAAAAUGAAAGGCUGCAUGCAGAGUUGAAAGAGCCUCUUGAGAAGCAACUGGAGGCUCUUCCUUUUGUGCAUCCUGAAACUGAUAUUCCUGCAGAUGAAGGCACAGUGAGAGCCCUUCAAGAAGAACUACAGCUGGCAAAGCAAGAGAAAGACCAAGCAGUUGAGCGCUGGCAGACGUUGUCACAGGAGCACGACCGACUUCAGCAGCAGUACCAGGAGCGCCUGACUAGAACACACGUUCUCAUAGCUGAAAGGAAAAAGCAGAAUGAUCAACUGAGUAGCAUUCAGCAGCUGACUCGCCAACUGCACAUGACCAAUCAGCAGUUUCUGAAAACUGUGACAGAACAAGAUGUGGAACUAGAGCAGCUACGAAAACAACUGAGGCAAGCCAAAAUAGAUGGGCAGGCAGCAAAUGUUAAGCUUGAAGAAAUGAAGGCAUUGAAAGAGAAGCUUCAGAGCCAAUUGGAGAGAAAGGAAGAAGACAGGAUGUCUGCCCAGGAGAGAGAAACAGCAUCUGACAAACGCUUGCAGCAAAUGCAGUCUAACAUAAAAGAGUUAGAAAUAAGAUUGUGUGUGACUGUUCAAGAUGCUGAACGGCUGAGAACAGAAAAAGUAGCCCUGGAGGAACAGAUCAGAGAGCUUCAGGCUAAGUCUGCCAAUCUAGAAAGUGAGACAUAUGAUGCUGUUGCAAAAGUCCAAGAUUGCAUACAGCUCUUGGAAGAAGCUAACCUGCAAAAAAGUCAGGCACUCUUUGGGGAGAAACAAAAGGAAGAAGAGAUCAAAAAACUGCAGGAUGAAAUGUCUCAACUUGCAGAAAAUACUGCUGCAAGAAUUAGAAAAGAAGUAGACACUGCAAAGAAGCAAUGUAACAUGCAGCUUUCUCGGCUGACAGAAGAAGUUUCCGCUCUUCAGAUGGAAUGUGGAGAGAAACAAAGCCAAAUUGAACGAGCCAUUAGAGAGAAGAGAGCAGUGGAAGAAGAACUUGAAAAGAUCUACAGGGAGCACAGAGAGCAUGAAUCUGACAGCAGGAAGCUCGAGCAGCUGCAUCAGAAGUAUUUAGUUGCAGAAGCUGCCAAGGAUGACCUGCAGAGGAGUCUACAGACGACACAAAAUAAACUGAAACAACUGGAAAUGAACUCUGAGGAAGAGAAGUCUCGUUGCCAGGAAGUUAUCUGUAAAUUGCAAAGCACUCUGGAUUCAGAAAGAGAAAAGAGUGCCUUUGUCAGUGAACAAAGACUGAAACUUCAGCAGGAGAAUGAGCAAUUGCAAAAUGAAAUGGAGGGUUUGAGAAAACUGGCAGUAGAGGCCCAACAAAAAGCUAAAAUAAAGAUAAGCACAAUGGAGCAUGAGCAUGCAGUGAAAGAGCAUGGGUAUGAAGCUCGACUCAGGGAGAUGGAGGACACCAGUCACAAGUCCACUACUGAGCUCAGACGUCUCUUAGUCGCUCAGCAAAAAGCAACAAACAGGUGGAAAGAAGAAACAAAAAACCUCACUGAAACUGCAGAAGCCAGGAUCAGUAAGCUGAAAAGUGAGCUGCGUCAACAAAAACUCCGUGGCCAGGAGCUCAUUUCCCAGCUGGAAAUAGCAAAUGAGAAGGUAACUGAGGAUGAGACGUUGAUGAUGGAAUAUCAGGAAUACAUCGACAGGCUUCAGAAGAGGCUGAGCCAGGCAGAACAGAGAGCAGCCACAGCAUCCCAACAGGUACCCAGCUCACAAAAAGUGUUAUCCAAGCACAUGGAAUAUGCAAAAGUGCUCACUUUACAUCAUUCCUGAGGCAGAGGUGAUCAUUGGUGAGCAUUAUUACCAACACGAUUUUAACAAGCUUGGAUUUUGGACAUGUCACCUUCUGACAGGAUGUUUAUUUGACAGCUUAGGUUUGUUUGUGGAAACAGUUUCAUAUGAAUGAAACCUGCACAGUUCAAAAUGUGUGAAUGAAGGCGUACAGGCCUUUCCAGCUUUAGAAAAGGCAAAUUAGCAAAGACAAAAAUCCCUUAAAUAAUUGUAGCUCCUGUUUGCUGGUCUGCUGGAGUGCACCCACUGCAGUUACCAUUGGCUCUGUGUAACAGCUGCAGCAGCUCCUGCAGUGGUAAAAAUUGUGAAGAGUAGGAAAUGCUUGUUUCUUUCCAGGCCAUUGGAGAGGUAAAGGAGAGAGAGUGUAUCCCUCCUGGUAUUCAGUUUUUCCAUAGUGUUUCAGCUGUACAACUUGAAGCAAAUCCCAUUGGGGGUUUAUACACUGAGUUCAUUUUUUUGCCAAGGAACUUCAUUACUCAAGUUGGCCUCCUAUUAAGUAAAGAUGGUCUUUCUGUCUCGUGCCUUUUUUUUUUUUUUGCCUUUUUUUUUUUUUUCCU
Molecule: messenger RNA, 2658 nt
Organism: Onychostruthus taczanowskii (white-rumped snowfinch)
Lineage: Eukaryota; Metazoa; Chordata; Aves; Passeriformes; Passeridae
Gene: SCLT1
Product: sodium channel and clathrin linker 1
Exons: 20
Coding region: 89-2083 (664 amino acids)
Biological process (GO): cilium assembly; clustering of voltage-gated sodium channels
Cellular component (GO): centriole
Source: RefSeq, a predicted model, not a curated record